Messenger RNA from Clarias gariepinus (North African catfish), 1943 nucleotides. It is a transcript of the gene trim59, whose product is annotated as tripartite motif containing 59. Lineage: Eukaryota; Metazoa; Chordata; Actinopteri; Siluriformes; Clariidae. Gene Ontology annotation, molecular function: zinc ion binding. Gene Ontology annotation, cellular component: intraciliary transport particle B; cilium; centrosome. The transcript has 2 exons. Gene Ontology annotation, biological process: cilium assembly. The record is from RefSeq and is a predicted model, not a curated record. Bases 87 to 1289 code for a protein of 400 amino acids.
CCAGCCGUCACUAGGAGACUGAAGGCAGCGCGCGCGGGGAGCUACAGUACUCAGGACAGCACCAGUAGCCGACCCGUUAUGGUGCCAUGGACAAUUUGGAGGAGGAUUUGACUUGCUCCAUUUGUUAUUCCCUCUUUAACGAUCCACGAGUACUACCCUGCUCCCACACCUUCUGCAAAGCAUGUCUGGACAACGUACUUAAAGUCUCCACCAAUUUCUCCGUCUGGCGUCCACUCCGCCUACCGCUUAAGUGUCCCAAUUGCCGUAACUUGGUGGAACUUCCACCUACCGGCGUGGAAGCGCUACCGAUUAACGUGUGUCUGCGAGCCAUUAUAGAAAAGUACCAGCAUGACAAUGAGCCUCGAGCUCCUUCCUGUCCCGACCACCAUCGUCAGCCUCUGAACGUCUACUGUGUCCAGGAUUGCAAGCUUAUAUGUGGCUUGUGCCUUACCAUCGGACAGCAUCAGGGCCACAAAAUCGAUGAUAUUCACAUGGCGUACGUCAAAGAGCAAAACAGCCGAGCCGAACUAGUCGAACUGCUCACGAACAAACACUGGGAAGAGGUCUGUGACCUGAUGGAGAAGCUAGAACAGGAGAAAUUUCGACACGAAAGUGUUAUAAGGCAGGAACACAAAGCUGUCACGCAGUUCUUUCAGGGCCUGGAGCUCCUCCUUGAGCAAAAGAAAGAGGCAUUCAUGAAAGUUCUGGACGAGGCCAGUGGGCAGCUGGCCUGCACAUAUAACCCACUCAUUGAGAAGCUUAAGGAAAUGAAGGAGGAACAGCUAGAGCUCAUCUCCAGCAUUUCAAGCAUCAGCGAAGAUGAGUCAGACAUCAUUUUCUUAGAGAGGAUGCACCACUUCAGGAAGAGGGUCGAUGCAUUGACCCAGGCAGAGCUGCCUGAAGUCCCCACCCCCAACAUCCCACCUUGCUUAGAGGAGUUCCUCAAGGAACGCUGGUCCAACGUGACGAUCGGAAGCCUGGAAGAUGGUCCAGUUCCAACGAUUUCCUGUCAAGUACAGAAACAUUCCAUCAAAGAGCCACAGCCAGCAAUAUCUCACAAGCGGGCGUUUAAGUUCUUCUUGACUGUCGUGUCUUCAUUAAUAGCGGUGCUGUUUUUUCUGCUUUUCUGGUUAAAUCCACUAAAUGAAGCCUCACCUGUGUUCUCCAAUCUCUCUCAAAUUGGUCAAGCAGUACUAAGUUCAGUCCGUGAAAUUUCUUUACCACUUCAUGACUCCGGAACAUUUCUGUACCGCCUCUUCAACAAUAUAUAUGAUAUAUUUCAGCAUUAGGGAGCGAGCACCCAUUAACACGCGGCCUUUUUAAAAAACAAAAAACAAAAACAUUACAGCUAUGUUAAGUCACCGCGCUGUAGAGUUAACUUGGACAUUUGUGUGCGCGUAAGGCAUGGAGGGGUCGGUUAUGCAUGACUAGACCACUUAAGACUGCCAAGGCUUCAACGAGCCACAACAAGAAGGUAACAUUCCUGUUUAGUGAUAAAAAGGUAAACAGGAAGUUCAGAUUCACCUGAUUUGAGAAUGUUCAUGUUCUUGUUCUUUCAGAGACUAAUAUUUUAAUAACAAUGCUGCUGUUUUGUUUGUACUUUUAAACAUUUUCUACUGAAAUUUUAGUAACUUUUCCGUCAGCAUUUGUGCCCAUUUUUUUCUCUCAUUAGGGCAAUAAUCAUAUCCAUAAAUAUUUUGACAGUUUUACUGUGUCCAACUAUUUUAGAAAUUAAACUACAAGGUGGGUGAAAAAUAUGGAGACUUAAGGGACACCCUGGACAAGGUGCCAAUCCACCACAGGACACACGCACACUUGCACUCUCCGGACAAAUUGGGAACACCAGUUAUCCAAAUCCUAAAGUCUUUGGACUCUGACAGGACACCAGAGUACCUGGAGGAAACCCACCAAGCAUGGGGAGAACAGGCAAAACCCAUGCACAC